CAGUGUUUACGGGCCUGUUGCUGUGCCAAGGUUGUCAAGCACUAUUGUUCGUGUAGAUCUUCUUGUACUGCUACACGUCCAGGGAUAAAGUGCAAGGCCGUCCAAGUGCAUCAACACACUUUGAAAAGAAAGGAACUAAAGCUUGUCUGGAGAUGACGGGGAACUGCAGCGUCGCUUUAAACUGGACCGCCUUCUCUGGCUACGUCCCAGACGCUGUGCUGCAAUUCUACGUCUUUUACUGCUGCGCCGUCUUCAUCGUUGGCACCAUAUGCAGUCUAGUGGCGCUGUGGUGCGUGGUGAGCUGCCCCCGCACCAUGCUCCCCGUCAAGGUGAUUCUGUGUGCCCUCUUCUCCACCACGCUGCUCAUGUGCCUCCUGAUGAUGCCCUUCAUGGCCCACCUCUCGCUCCACAAGUUGUGGUGCGACAGGGAGAUUUCCACGUCCGUCCUGAUCGUGUUCAUUCCCGGCUACGUUGCUCUGAAUGUGAUGGAACUCUUCUACAUAUUCGUUAUGGCUCUCCUCAGAGCUCUGGCUGUGUGGGCGCCACAGCGGGGAGGUCUGAGCCUGCGCACAGCCGUUGUUGUGGUAGUAGGGAUUGGACUCUACAACCUAUCCAUAAAUAUGGUGGGAGCCGCGUUCUGGAAACAGAUCAGUUCAGAGUACACGGGGAAGGUGAUGCUGAUGGUGUCCAACGUGCUGCACUACUUCUUGCCCAUGCUGCUCACCCUCGCCUGCUACUUGUCGAUCAUCGUGACGGUGAAACGUAACAAGCGUAAACUUGCCGCCAAUCAACACGCAGCGGAGGUGACGUCGUUGAGACGUAACAAGUGUAACAAUGACGCCAGUGAACACACGACGGCGAUGACGCCGUUGAGACACAGCAGGUGCAACCCUGCCGCCAAGCAUCACGCAGCGACGGCAAUGGACGAGGCGACGCGGGCCAUGCUAGCGGUGUUCCUCAGUAAUUUCUUCUUCAGUCUGCCGAAUUCCAUCUACAAUAUCUGGUAUUUCAACCACAAAUUCUUCUCCUACGUCAUCAUGACCUCAUUCUUUUUCACGCAUCUGUUCGUCGACCCGAUGGUGUUUGUGUGUUUUAAUCAGCACCACCGGAGGCGAGUCAUGAAGGCACUCAGGUUCUACCUCAGUCGCUCUCCUCGCGAAGACAUGCCCACCCAUGAUUCACAGGCCAUUCGGUCAUCCUCUACCCGAAUGAGUUCUCAGUAGGGGCAAGGCAAUGUUCACAAAAAUAAUAAUUGUUGAAAUUUUUACUUGCAUAAGCUAAGGUAAAGUCGGGUGCAUAAUAUACUCUGUAGUUGCCCGCGGCUGCGCUGCUCAUCACCGUCGCAUUGGCCCUUUGAAUCUGUGGUGGGAAGAUCCCAUUACUCCAGGACACGGGCCAGUGUGAAGUUCGGGAUUGCCACAGUUAACCUUCCUCAGGUUUCCCAAGGUACCCAUUUAUCGACCACCACGAAACGGAGCAUAAACAGAUAAGUGAGCUGCCCGCAGAGUUCCCAGGCUAGUAUUCGAACCCAGGCCAACGGAUUUAGAGUUAGAUACGCUAAACACUGCUCCUCGAAGGGGAAUUAAGUAAUGAAAAGAGAAAGAAGGGGAAUAAUAUGAAGAUGGGAUGGAACACACAGGAGGAGGCAAGGAAGUAUAUUGAGGAAGAGAAGAGAACAGGCUUGGAAUGAAAGGAGGAGCAGGGUUCGCAUAAAUUAAUGAUUUUUAACCGAGUGAAAUUCGUUUAAAAAUAAUGCUUAAUCUGUUAUAUGUUAGGUUUAUAUUUUAAUACAAUUA
Eriocheir sinensis (Chinese mitten crab) is the source of this 1796-nucleotide messenger RNA. RefSeq lists its product as uncharacterized. The record is from RefSeq and is a predicted model, not a curated record. Gene Ontology annotation, molecular function: G protein-coupled peptide receptor activity. Bases 153 to 1223 code for a protein of 356 amino acids. Gene Ontology annotation, biological process: neuropeptide signaling pathway. The transcript has 6 exons. NCBI's taxonomy places the organism in Eukaryota, Metazoa, Arthropoda, Malacostraca, Decapoda, Varunidae. Gene Ontology annotation, cellular component: membrane.